Colius striatus (speckled mousebird) is the source of this 5503-nucleotide messenger RNA. RefSeq names its product apoptosis associated tyrosine kinase (gene LMTK1). Gene Ontology annotation, molecular function: ATP binding; protein tyrosine kinase activity. Gene Ontology annotation, biological process: peptidyl-tyrosine autophosphorylation; brain development. Lineage: Eukaryota; Metazoa; Chordata; Aves; Coliiformes; Coliidae. The record is from RefSeq and is a predicted model, not a curated record.
AUGGGCCGCUUCGCCGCCGCCGCUGCCAUGUCGGCCGCUUUCCUCAGCCCCAGUCUCGCCUUCAGCUCCCACUUCGACCCCGACGGCACCCCCCUUAGCGAGCUCUCCUGGUCCUCCUCGCUCGCCGUCGUGGCCGUUUCCUUCUCGGGGCUCUUCACCUUCAUCUUCCUCAUGUUGGCGUGUCUGUGCUGCAAGAAGGGCGACAUCGGCUUCAAGGAGUUUGAGAAUGCCGAGGGGGACGACUACGUGACGGAGCUCUCGGCCCAGGGCUCGCCCACCCCCCAGCAUGGCCCCGAGGUCUACGUGCUGCCCCUCACCAAGGUCUCGCUGCCCAUGGCCAAGCAGCCAGGACGCUCAGUGCAGCUCCUCAAGUCAGCAGACCUGGGGCGGCAGAGCCUGCUCUACCUGAAGGAGAUUGGGCACGGCUGGUUUGGCAAGGUGUUCCUGGGGGAGGUGAACUCAGGCAUCAGCAGCACGCAGGUGGUGGUGAAGGAGCUGAAGGCGAGUGCCAGCGUGCAGGACCAGAUGCAGUUCCUGGAGGAAGCGCAGCCCUACAGGGCCCUCCAGCACACCAACCUGCUGCAGUGCCUGGCUCAGUGCGCCGAGGUCACCCCGUACCUGCUGGUGAUGGAGUUCUGCCCGCUGGGUGACCUGAAGGGGUACCUACGGAGCUGCCGCGGGGCUGAGGCCAUGCCGCCGGACCCGCUGACGCUGCAGAGGAUGGCGUGUGAGGUGGCCUGCGGCGUGCUGCACCUGCACAGGAACAACUACAUCCACAGCGACCUGGCCCUGCGGAACUGCCUGCUCACCGCCGACCUCACCGUCAAGAUCGGGGACUACGGGCUCUCGCACUGCAAGUACAAAGACGACUACUUCGUGACGGCCGAUCAGCUGUGGGUGCCCCUGCGCUGGAUCGCGCCCGAGCUCAUCGACGAGGUGCACGGCAACCUGCUCAUCGUGGACCAGACCAAGGCCAGCAACGUCUGGUCACUGGGUGUCACCAUCUGGGAGCUGUUUGAGCUGGGGAGCCAGCCCUACGACCACUACUCUGACCGGCAAGUGCUCGCCUACGCCAUCAAGGAGCAGCAGCUCAAGCUGCCCAAGCCCCAGCUGAAGCUCUCCCUGGCUGAGCGCUGGUACGAGGUGAUGCAGUUCUGCUGGCUGCAGCCGGAGCAGCGGCCGACGGCAGAGGAGGUGCAUCUCCUGCUCUCCUACCUGUGCGCCAAAGGGGCGACGGAAGCCGAGGAGGACUUCGAGAAGCGCUGGAACUCCAUGAAGCCCAACGGCAACGCCAGCGCCAGCCACCAUGUCCCCGAGCUCUCGUCCUUCCCGCUGCUGGAGCAGUUCUCGGCCGACGGCUUCCCCUCGGACGGGGACGACAUCCUCACGGUCAUGGAGACCAGCCACGGCCUCAACUUCGAGUACAAGUGGGAGCACACCAAGACCGAGCACUUCCAGGCGCCCCUGGGCUCCCUGAGCCCCAGCAGCGCUGCCCGCUACCACGACCUCUACUACCCAGCCACCACGGCGGGUCACCUCAGCCUGGGGGUCUCGCCCUCCUGCUACGAGUGCAAGCCACCGGGCUGCCCCGGGCUGCCCGCGCCCGGCGUGGUGCCCAUCCUGGGGGCCCACAGCCCCUCGCUGGGCAGCGAGUACUACAUCCGCAUCGAGGGUCCCGGCGAGGGCGGCGCCGAGCUGGACUAUGCCAUGUGCUCCUACAGCCCCGCGGGCGAGCGGGGGUCCCCGCAGCCCCCCGCCUGCUGGAGAGCCCAGGGGGCCCGCGGCGGCAGCGCCUACGACUCUGACAGCAGCCCCACCGUCUCCCUCAGCAUGGAGCCGCUGCUGGGCCACGCGCCGGCGGGAGAGGGCUCCUGGGAGUGCGCCGAGUACUACCCCUACCCCUGCCCGGGGCAGGAGCUGCGGGGCUACGAGCCGUCCCCGAGCCACGGGGCACACGGCUACCUGCUGGAGGAGGAGCCCAACCAGCCGGGCGGCGAGGACUGGCCCGUCCCUGGCUACCAGCCUGGCAUCUUCAGCGACCCGCUGGGCGCCUCGCCGCCGGUGAGCUGUGCCUACAGCCCGCGGGGCUACGGGGAGCCGCAGGCAGCCUCACCGAGCGGGCAGCUGCCGGGGCAGAGUGCGGCCCGACCAGACUGCGUGGCGGUGGAGCUGGGCGAGGACAGCCCGUCCGCUGCCCCCCGCUCGCAGGACGCGACCCCCCCGGCUCAGGGGCAUCCCUGGGCCUCCAACAGCUCCUCCAACAACAACAUCGGCAGCGGCAGCCCCGCGUCCUGUGAGCUGCCGGCCAGCGACAGCUGGUGCUACCGCCGCAUGAUCACCUUCCGGGGGCUGAUGGCCAAGCCCUUGGGCACCGUGCCACGUGGGCAGCCCCAGCUCGGGGGGUCCCCACCGGGACAUGACUUCCGCCGCCCGCGGCAGGAUCAGCCUCCCGGCAUGGCCGACGGCUCCUCCUCCCCAUGCCGCUCGCCCUCCCCGCGGCGCCAGGCCUGGCACAGCCGUGACUCAUCAACCUCCGGCUGCUCGCAGGCAGCAGCGCUGGCUGGCAGCCCCGGCACGACGUGGGGCCCCGGCACGGCCCCGCCAGCCGCAGCUGGGGCCCAGCACGAUGCCCACCCGGAUGAGAGCAUGGAGGGGAGCAGCCCCGCUCGCAGCCCCCUGCCCCACGCUGUGGCUGCACUGGAGCCAGGGGAGCCCACCCCCAUGGCUGGCACUGCCACCCCGAAUCCUGGCCCCCCCACAGAGCCCGGCACUGAAGGCUCCCAGCCCGCACCAGAGGCCUCUGAGGCGCCUGCGCAGGUGCCCGGGGAGGUUGCUGCUGAGAGCGGGGCUUGUGCCAGCAGCGAUGCCGACCGGACACCGGACAAGACGGUCUCGAGUGGCAGCUUCCCCAGCACGGAUGAGGGGAGCGAUGAGGACACGGCGGAACUGACCUCCGGAGUCUUCACCGACUUCUCCGGGGAUUACCCGGAGCGGGGCGAGGCGGCCGCGGCGUUCAAGUCGCUGCAGAAGCAGGUGGGGACGCCGGACUCGCUGGAGUCGCUGGACAUCCCCUCCACCGCCAGCUCCUGCGAGGUUUUCAGCCCCAGCGCCUUCGCGCCCGCCGGGCAGCCCAAGGCCCUCGACAGCGGCUACGACACUGAGAACAACGAGUCCCCCGAGUUCGUCCUCAAGGAGCCCCACGAGCCCCGAGAACCCGAGGCCUUCAGCCAGCUGGGGAAGCCACCCCCGGGGCUGCCGGGGGGCGAGGAGGAGGCUUCCACCUCCCUCGGGGCCGACCUGCACAGCCUUGCCGAGAAGAACCCCUACCGCGACUCUGCCUAUUUCUCCGACUACGACGCUGAGGCCGAGCGUGGCGCCAAGGACGAGGAGGACAGCGAUGGGUCCCGGACUCCGGAGGCAGAGGAGAGUCCCCAUUCCCCUGAGCAGGACCCAGGGCGAGCUCCUGGGCUGGGAGAGGACCCGCUGCACCCCCCGGGAGCGCCCGGCAGCCCCCCGGCAGCACCCAGUGUUGCAGUGGCGGUGGCCACGCCAGGGCUGGGGCUUGUGGUGGGGGACUGGCAGGGGGCAGAAGCCGGGAGCAGCUCGGCCACCCCCAUGGGGCAGGCCCCUGGCACCCAGCAGCGACCUGCUGGCACGGGGCUGGUGCCGGGCAGCUCCCCAUGCCCUGAUGGAGACGCCGGUCCCCCGGGCGCUGCGCCGACAAAGACUUUCCUCCUGACCCCGGUGCCAGUGAGCCCCGGUGAGCCAUCGUCUGCUGGAGGGACCUGCGUGCCCGAGGGCAUCCCUGGGCCCGGGGCAGCCGUGGCUGGGGGCAAACAGACUGUGCCAGGGCUUGGGGAAGCGGGGCUGCCUCUGGAGGGGACUGGGGUGGGCGAUGCGCCGGGGGGUCCCGGCACGCUGCUACCGGGGGGCCAGUCACCGCCAGGCCUCUCCCCACUCCCGUCCGCCCGGGAGCCGCGGCCACCCGCUCCCGAGCACCGCGAGGAGCCGGAGGAGGAGGAGGAGGACACGGAGGACAGCGACGAGUCUGACGAGGAGCUGUGCUGCUACAACAUCCAGGAGCAAAGCGAGGAGAGCGAGGAGGAGCCGGCGGCCGUGCCCAUCGUGGUGGCCGAGAGCCAGAGCGGCAGGAACCUCCGCAGCCUCCUCAAGAUGCCCAGCCUGCUCUCGGAAUCCUUCUGCGAGGACCUGGAGCGCAAGAAGAAGGCCGUGUCCUUCUACGACGACGUUACCAUCUACCUCUUUGACCAGGAGAGCCCCACGCGGGAGCUGGCGGAGCAGAGCUUCCCGGAGCCCCCUCAGCCGCCGUCGGGGCAGCCCCCCGCCGCCCGCAGCCCCCCGAGCCCGGCGGACAGGCUCGGCGCCUCCGACGACUCCUCGGACGGCAACGCCUCGGAAGAGAGCGGCGGCUUCGAGUGGGACGACGACUUUCCGCUGAUGCCGGUGAAGCCGCUGCUGACGGUGGCAGAGCCCGGCCCGGCCGUGGCCGCGCUGGUGCCGGCGCAGAAGCAGGUGCUGCCCAUCCAGUUCUCCCGCUUCACGGUGUCGCCCGCCCCGGUGUCCCGCUUCUCCAUCACCCACGUCUCCGACUCGGACAUGGACUCCGUAGGAGGCAGCAGCGAGGACGGUGACCGGGAGUGAGCAGCGGCACGUCGGGCUCGGCGGGGCCGGCAGCGGGACCCGGGGGCUCCUGCGCCGGACUCUCACGGGUUUUAGGCACAUUUUCUCUCGGAAGGAGCCGGUUCAGCCGCUGCCGGGGGAGCGGGGCCAGGCGGUGGGUGCGUGCGGGUGGCUGUGUGUGCGUGUACAAACAGACACAUAUAUAUAUAUAUAGAGACAUAUAUAUAUAUAUAAAUUAUAGCAUUUACAGGGUAAUGUCCUGCCCUAGCUAACACUUGCUGUGUCCCCCCGUGACAUUCCCCCUCCCUCCCCCUUGGCUUCUUCCCACUUGUGCUCCCUGAGCCGGUGUUUGUCCCCGAGCAUCCCCCUCCCCGGGCCGUGCCCUUGGCCUCGCACCUCACUGCCGGUGGCCCCACACAGUGGCUUGGCCGCCCCACAGCCCCCUCCAUGGCAUCCCCCAGCGAGGGGCAGCCAGCUGCUGCCGCUGUGUGCUGUUGCCCCGAGUGCACCCACUCACCGUGCCUGGGACCCCGCGCUGGGCAGCACGGCUUGGGGGGGCUGGGGAGCACCCCCUCAUUGCUUUUUUAGGGAGCAACCCACGCUGAGAGACCCCUCCCAGGGCUGGCAGGACCCCUUGCCCCACUGCAGCAGGAGAGGGCUGGAGGGGGGGUGGUCCAGGCUGCCCCCCACAGGGUGGCCCCUCCCCAGGACCUGCUGCCCCAACUAUUUUUGUAUUUAAAGGAAAGGAUUAAAAAAAAAACCCCACCCCUCCUCCUGCCCCAAAAAACAAAACUUGCUGUUGACUGAACCCAUGUGGAUGUGAUUUUAAGUUAUUGCUGCCAAAGAGACGUAACGAGGCGGG